AUGGCAAUACGUUCGAAACAAUAUUUAGAUGUUCGAUUUCCAAUUUUACUCUGGAAACAAUUGAUACAAGGAGAAGUUACAAUUGAAGAUAUUGAAGAUAUUGAAGCUAUUGACAUUUCAAGUUUUGCAAUUAUCAAUAAAAUGAAAGAAAAUAUGCAAAAAGUAACAGCUCUCAAUGAAUGUGAUGAUGAUAAUGCGAAUAACAAUUGUGACUAUUUAUUUAGUAGUAUUAUGACUGAACUUACAUUUGAUGUCGUUAGUUCAACAGGACAAACUUAUGAACUUAUUCCAGGUGGUUUUCAUAUACGAAUAACUGCUGCUAAUUUUGGAGAUUAUUGUAUACGCUAUCGUCAAUAUCGUAUUAAUGAAUUUCAUCGACAAAUUAAAUUUAUUCGUCAAGGUUUAUAUAAUGUCGUGCCAUCGGGUUAUUUGACUUUAUUUACGCUUUAUGAAUUAGAAGAAGCUGUUUGUGGUAAAGGUUGUAUCGAUAUUGAAAUGCUAAAACGUCAUACAAAUUAUCGCAAGGAUCAUGAAUCUUCGCCACAUAUUCAGAAGUUUUGGUCAGUUUUAAGUGAAAUGUUUAGUGAAUAA
This is a messenger RNA of Rotaria sp. Silwood2, 591 nucleotides long. The record is from the annotation of a GenBank genome assembly. NCBI's taxonomy places the organism in Eukaryota, Metazoa, Rotifera, Eurotatoria, Philodinida, Philodinidae.